CUGCAUAUCAUUUCAUAGUAUUCAAUGAAAACAGAAAUGAUCUUUAAAGAAUAUAUCACAGAAGCGUUGAUCGCCAUACAACACCCAGCAUCGUUCGAUGACAUAGCUGGUUACAUUGCUAAGAAGACACGAAAGAGACUGUGCUCUAUUAGAUAUGACAUCAGUAAUGCAAUGCAGCACUGUUUAGAAAAUGGUGAAAUACUUAAUCAAAAUGGUUACUAUUUUAUGUCGAAAACAGUCAAAAAUUCUUUACAAAACAUAUGUGAAGAUAAUGUAUCUGACAUAUUGGAUGAUAAGAAGAAGAAAAACCAAAAAAAUAAUAUGAAACAACCUUCAUUCAAUAGAAAAAAAAUAGUAAAAGAAAUAACCACUAACUCAGAUACAAAUAAAAACAUUUGCAAAUAUGUUUCUUAUAAAAUAUAUAAUAAUGAGGACGAUAACAUCCCCGGAUGCUCAAGAGAAAACUUAAAUAACCAAAAUACAAUACAAAAAAAGGUGACAACAAGAAUGAAAAGUAAGUUCAUUGAAGACGACUCCAGAAAGUGUGGAAUACAAAAUAAUUUAAAACCGAUCCAAAACAAGAGACUCUACGGAAAUGAUAAGAAUAAACAAAUAACGAAUAAAAAAAUUGUUCUUUCAAGAAAACGUCGCGGUUGUAUCUUGAAUUUAUCAAAAGCUCAUAAAAGCUUGAUACUUCCAAAUAUCAGUAUUUCAGACUCGGUUAACCCCUCUGCAGAUUCUGAUAAUCUAUCAAACAAAACAACUAAAAAAAACAAGGAAGAACUUGCAAAACCAAAGGCCGAAAAUAUUAAUACUAAUAGAUAUAACUUACGUCUACGAAAAAAUUUGAUUUCAACUAAUAAUAAAAACGGUUACUUAGGAACUCGAAAAAAUCUCUCCAAAAGAAACACUGUUGCUAUUUCUAGCUCACUUUUUAGUAAAGAAAAAUUUCCUGCAAAUUCUGAUUCAAAUGGCAAUGCAAACAAAUUGAUGACUGCAAAAUCUAAGAGGAAUAAAAUAUGUCAAGAACAAAGUGAGGUUGUAGUGGCCCAUACAAAAAGAAAUAGAAAUUUCAAAAGAAGCAGUAAAACGCAAAGAAAUGAAGAGAAGGCACCUUCCACAAGCCGUGCUGCAUAUAGAGACAGUUCUAAAUUCAUUGAAGACUCAUCUGAAUAUGAUUGCAAUACUCAAAUUAGUUCGAGGUGGAGGAACUUUUUUUAUCGUUUAAAAAAUUGUUUCUUCUCGGUUGUCCUAAAUUUAACAGUUUUUUUUAAAAAGAGUGAUUCUCUUUAA
This is a messenger RNA of Teleopsis dalmanni, 1293 nucleotides long. RefSeq lists its product as uncharacterized. The coding region runs from base 25 to 1293 and encodes 422 amino acids. The transcript is spliced from 2 exons. NCBI's taxonomy places the organism in Eukaryota, Metazoa, Arthropoda, Insecta, Diptera, Diopsidae. The record is from RefSeq and is a predicted model, not a curated record.